Salvelinus fontinalis (brook trout) is the source of this 1443-nucleotide messenger RNA. RefSeq names its product 4-galactosyl-N-acetylglucosaminide 3-alpha-L-fucosyltransferase 9-like. Bases 286 to 1389 code for a protein of 367 amino acids. The record is from RefSeq and is a predicted model, not a curated record. The transcript is spliced from 2 exons. Gene Ontology annotation, molecular function: alpha-(1->3)-fucosyltransferase activity. Gene Ontology annotation, cellular component: membrane. NCBI's taxonomy places the organism in Eukaryota, Metazoa, Chordata, Actinopteri, Salmoniformes, Salmonidae.
AUUCCCCGCGGAAGCGUAUUGAGAAUGUUUUCUGCCGCUUUCGGAUGGUUCUUCCUUUUCAAAUGUAAACAAUAGCGGUAAUUUUGAAGAUAAUUCAAUACAGCUUCUCACUGUUUCACUUUUAUAUACUUGAGCAGAUGAGUAUGUGACUGAGAAACGAAUCACACAGUUCAACAUUUCUGACUGGGUGUGUGUAGGAAUUACAAAACCGAUCACAAAGCAGAUCAUCACCGAACACCUCUGAACAAGCUGUAACAAGAACAACCUGUCGUCUGAACACCCAAAAUGGUUUCUGGAGUUGUACGUGUUGUCUCCUUCUCGAUCCUUGGUAUAGGAGGAUUUCUGACGCUGUUUGUAAUGUACUAUCAAUCAGCUCCAUCUCAGAUCUGCCCUCCCCAACCUGCUUUGCCACGUCAUUACUCAAAGCCACCUGAGAACAGUUCCUUGUCUAAGAAGCAGCCAGAACCAGACAAGCCCAUCAUGCUGUUGUGGUUCUGGCCUGAAAACCGCAGGUUUGAUUUUAGCGAUUGCACCACAUUGUUCAACAUUGAUAGCUGCCAACUGACAGAUGACCAGUCUCUGUACAACAAGGCAGACGGGGUGCUCAUCUUUCACAAAUCCAUCAAACACGAUUUAUCCAACUUGCCUCCAUCACCUCGACCACCAUUCCAGAAGUGGAUCUGGUACCAUGUGGAAUCACCUACAAACACAAUUAGGAUACCUGGUCUAGAGAACCUUUUCAACUUGACCUUGAGUUAUAGGGAAGAUGCAGACAUCCCUGUACGUUGGCGCUUAACUGCAAGGAAAGGCCAGGGUGAGGACUUUGUGCUGCCCAAGAAGGAUAAAUUAGUUUGCUGGAUUGUGAGUAACAAUAACCCUGCAACUGGAACAGCAGUAAGGGAUAACUAUUACAGAGAACUUGUCAAACAUAUUAAGGUGGAUCUCUUUGGAAAGGCCUUUGCAAGAUUCUUGAGAUAUGAGGACUACUACUCAACACUCUCCAGCUGUAAGUUCUACCUCUCCUUUGAGAACUCAGUCCACAGAGACUACAUCACUGAGAAGCUUAACGGACCACUUGCAGCAGGAACUGUGCCAGUAGUAUUGGGCCCACCGAGACAGAACUAUGAGGACUUUGUCCCGGGAGAUUCCUUCAUCCAUGUUAAUGACUUUCCCAAUGCAAAAGCCCUGGCUGAAUUCCUCCUGAAGUUGGACAAGGAUGAGGAGGCAUAUCUGCGCUACUUUCAGUGGCGUAGAAACUUAUUUGCUCAGCAACAUCUAAUUCAACUGAGUCAAGAGUUCAUCCAAUCUAUUUGUUAUGCCUGUGACCAUAUAGGCAAACAUAAGGAGUACAGGUUUGUUCCUGAUCUUUACAAAUGGUAUUUCGUUUAAUUAGUCUCUUCUGAUCAGCGUUUACCAUCACUGGUGUACCCCCCCCCCCCCCCU